Molecule: messenger RNA, 1005 nt
Organism: Colletotrichum abscissum
Lineage: Eukaryota; Fungi; Ascomycota; Sordariomycetes; Glomerellales; Glomerellaceae
Exons: 1
Coding region: 1-1005 (334 amino acids)
Cellular component (GO): nuclear inner membrane
Molecular function (GO): chromatin binding
Source: RefSeq, a predicted model, not a curated record
AUGUCGCAAAACCCAGAGCGACAAGCGGAAUCGUGGACCAUCAGAAAUGAGAUCUCAGACACGGCAAGCAAGACUGAAAAUGCUAGGAAAAGGCCAAGUGGUCACCCACCAUUUGACGAUGUAACCUACGUUCUAAACAAGGAUGAUGAAAUCCUCAAACAGAAAUAUUGCCGCAGCCGGCCGGUUUUGGACAAAUGGGCCAUCCAAAAACUCGAAGAAAAAGACGUCGAGAUUACAUGCGUCAUCAGCUAUUACGAGAAGCAGCGAUCGAAGCACCUGCGACAAUGUCAGGCUUACUUUGACGAAACGAAAGCCAAAGUCCAGCGGCUCAAAGAUCAAGUCAGGCAAAUGAGUGGGGAUUUGCAGCAUGCAGCUCGAGAGAUCCAGGACAGGGACGACCACAUUGCGUCCAUGUACAAGGCCAGUGGCAACUUUUCCUUGAACACAGAGAAGACUCAGGAUGAAAACAGCCGAACCGACAUGGAUUCUACACAGCCUUUGCACAGGAAGCGGACCAGGACAAAGCCGCCGAAUGAUGAAGCGUAUGCUGAAGCGGGCACCGUAGAGGCUGAUCCUUACGUGGAGGAAAACAGUCAUGCCGCGACUGCGAUCGAAGUACUGCCUAGCACAAAAGUAGUCAAGCAGAAGCAGACAUCGCAAACAAGCUCUUCACGGACCAGGCCCAAGAGGUCGAAGCGCGAAAACGAGCCUGGAGGGACUUCGCGUUCUGUACCAGAGGCGAAAUGCACCAAGGACUCUCUGAAGACCAUCCCAAGCCUUGAUGACAACGUCGAUUAUCUCCAACCAGGGUUUGACGCCAACUCCAUCACUGUGAAAGAGUUGAAGAAGAUAUUCGUUACGCACGCAAUCAACUUCAGUCAUAGCUCGAAGAAAACAGCGCUAGUGGCUCUAUUCCAGAGAGAAAUCGAACCCCGAGCUGGUGCUACGUUGGAGGUACGGGCGAACAUCAAACGCUCGGCAGCGGGCAUCGUUGAUGUUAGAUAG